GUUUACCUGUCUCCUUGUUUCUGAGCGCACAACGCCCGUAUUUGUCCAGAAUAGUUGAUCGGUUUUGGCAGUUACUUUUUCUGUUGAUACCGUAAAAAUCAAAACAACUGAUGCAACGUCGCUCUAACCUCUGACCCCGCGCACUGACCCACGGGUAGGAAACAUGGCCGCCGUUUUUGUUUUGGUUCCCGUCAAAUUUUCUCCGGAAAAUUUGGGCGCCGUCUACACAACUUUCACAUUCCUCUAACACUCUGUACCUCCGUAGAACGUUUAAGUAUAUAUCCUAGGACACAUAGGAGCUGAAAGAUGGAGUUUAACACGUCUACGGGUGGCGGGAUCACGCCAAACCCGUACGCACCACAGUUCAGCCCCGCUGCCGCGACCACCACCACCACCGCGAGUACGUUUAGCCCAGACGCGCCGCCUUUUGCGCCCUCCCCGGGGCCUCACGCCCCGCCCUUCGCCCCCUCCCCCGUGCCACACGCGCCUCAAACACCACAGCACCAUCCCGAGAUAUUUGUGGACGGGCACGUGCCGAUUUUGGACGGCAGUUUUAACGGGAGCGGCGACGCGUCGGUGCACUUCGGACACAACUCCAGCGGGUUCGAGGAAGGCUUCCACCCCAGCGAUCCCAACUCUCAGCAUCACAGCGGGCAGCAUCAGGAGCACGGCAUCAUGCAAGGCGGUCGAGGCAUCUCCAACCCUCCUGUUGGUAAUGAGGAGUACCACGAGCUCCACACCAUCGUGGCAGACGGAGGAGACCGAUACGGGGUGUCGGCCGUCGCCUUCGAUCUUCAUCAGGAGCUGCUCUGGAUGGGCAACCAAGGAGGACAUGUGACGUCCUACUAUGGCCCAGGCAUGCAGAAGUAUUCGUCCUUCCAGCCACUGCCCGUCGGGACAGAGAUGCGCCAGGUGCUCAGUAUUGACAACGGCGUGCUGCUCCUCGGGAACAACCGCAUGAGGUGCUCUGAGCGCGGCGGACUGACCAUCUUUGAUUUCAGUGGUGAGGACAUGCAUGACAUGCAGGUCAUGACAAUGGUGGACCCUACCACUCUUCUCAUAGGGGGUCACCAGGACAAAGUCAUCGAGUUUGAUCUGAAUUCUGGACAGCAGGUUAACUUGCUAGAAGUGGGUGAUCCUGGAGUUGCCAUAUUUAGACACACCAAUAGAUUCAUAUGCUGUGGGGAUACAAGUGGACAGGUGACCCUACGAGACAUGAACACCUUUAAGACAGAGCACAUCCUGAAGGCUCACUCUGGGUCCCUGUCGGACUUUGACGUCCACGGAAAUCUGCUGGUCACCGCAGGCUUUUCUACCAGGAGAGGCAGUUUGGCGGUGGACCGUUUCCUGAUGAUCUAUGACCUGCGUGUAAUGCGAGCCAUGGCGCCCAUGCAGCUCUCCAUCGACCCCAUGUUCCUCCGCUUCGUACCCACCUACACACCCAGGAUUGUCGCUGUGUCUCAGGCUGGACAGUUCCAGAUCCUGGACCUUGCCGGAGUGAUGACCCCUGCCAGCAUGGCCAUCCACCAGCUCAACACCCACGGGCACAUGUGCAUGGGCUUUGACAUCUCCACAUCAUGCGAGGCCUUUUCCUUUGGAGACAAUGGAGGAUUGCUGCACCUAUGGACAGACAGAGAAGAGGUCCUCUACAACAACUACUCAAGUCCUACAGAAUUCGCGGAUCAUCCCGAGCACCUGCCUGCCAUGUCUAUAGUGGACCCCCUGACUCCCCUGGCCAGCAUACCCAUGCUAUAUGAGAACUGUCAUGGUCCCCUGCUCUCUGACUGGCCGGAGGACUGCAUGAAAUAUGUAAAGAGACGGAUGCCCCCAGUUGACCCUGAGAUUCUGGCCUCCAUGAAGAUUGUUCAGUUCAUCGGCUAUGCACCUAACCCGAGGGUUAAGAAGAGGAACCAGGUGCCGUACCGAGCCAAGGACCUGGCCAUCACCAUCCCCACCUCAUCUACGGGGGCAACCAGCACUGUUCCCGAGUCACCAGGGGCCAGAGGAGAGAGUCCUCGCUGGUACAUGGUGCCGACAAGAUACCGCAAAGUAGAGAUCAAGUACACAAAACUCGGUGUGGACAGUUUUGACUUCCGCCACUACAACCGGACCAACUUUGCUGGUCUGGAGACCAACAUUCCCAACAGCUACUGUAAUGCCAUGCUGCAGGUGCUGUACUUCAUCGAGCCCCUCAGGUGUGCAGCCCAGUCCCACCUGUGUGAGAAGGAGUUCUGCCUCACCUGCGAGCUGGGGUUCCUCUUCCACAUGCUGGACAUGUCCAAGGGGGAAAACUGUCAGGCCAGUAACUUCCUGCGAGCGUUCCGCACCAUCCCGGAGGCCUCAGCGCUUGGGCUGGUUCUGGGCGACCACGAGGAGGCCACGGGAAAGGUCAACCUGGGUCGGCUCAUCCAGUCCUGGAACAGGUUCAUUGUGCAGCAGGUGCACCAGGAUAUUCUUGAACCAAAAGAGGAAGACUCAGAGAAGAAGGAGCCUGAAGAACCAGAGCCUCCGAAGGAAGUAGAGAAGACACCAAUAGAGAAGAUGUUCAGUUCAGAGGUGACCAUCUCCUCCAAGUGUCGGUGUGGGAAGGAGACGACCAAGGAGACCAACUCCAUGGUGUAUGGACUCAACUACCCGGACAUCUCAGACCCAGAGCUGAAGAAGAAGCAGUACUCAUUUGCUGAGGUCCUGAAGAGCAGCAUGUCAUCAGAGCAGGUCACCCACGCCUGGUGUGAGGACUGCAACAGAUAUCAGCCCACGACACAAAGCAGGAAACUAAAGAGCCUGCCAGACAUCCUCUCCAUCAACUGUCACCUGGACAGUGAGCGGGACCAGCUGUUCUGGCAAGCACAGGAGGAGAAAAUGCCGAACUACGUUCCGUGGGACCAGGUCAUGAAGCAGAAAGAGGGGAACUCCUCCAAGCCAUCCUCCUCGCAGAGCCGAACUGUCCGACCUUGUCGCUACGGGUCACAGUGUACGCGAUCGGACUGCAAGUUCUCCCAUGGCUCACAGGACAAGGAACAAACGCCGUGCCGAUAUGGUGACAUGUGCACUCGCCCCGACUGCAAGUUUUCUCACAGGAGCAACACAGAGAGGCAGCAAGCUACGGUGUUGUCCAGUGCAGAGAUACUGGAGAUGAGUCUACAGGAGGAGGCCCAGGCACACUGGCUACCCUGCGGACUCAAAAUGGCGCUGGUAGACGGGCAUCUGAAGAUAGAGGGGCUUCCCGAGAUGGAGGAUGUAGAGAAGGAGAAGCCGAGUGAGGAGUGGGCAGUGUACGAGCUGACCAGCUCUGUCUGUCAUGUCCAGGAGUCCAGACUGGGGGGCAAUCUGGAUGUAGAGAAGGAGAAGCCAAGUGAAGAGUGGGCAGUGUACGAGCUGACCAGCUCUGUCUGUCACGUCCAGGAGUCCAGACUGGGGGGCAACCUGGUCGCACACAUCAAGGGCGGCAUUCCUUAUCACAAGAGGAAAGAGGGCAUCACAGCUACCCAGUGGUACUUAGUGAACGACUUUGCCAUCGCUCCUAUGGACAAGUUGGAUGCUGUCCAGUAUGGGAUGGCCUGGAAGGUUCCAUGUGUGCUCUACUUCUCCAGGAAGGACCUCAACAAGAGACACGACUGCCAAAUCCACAACCCCAUCAGUGAGAAGGUUCUGUUCCCGGAGGCGUCCCUGUCCAGCCGUGUCCUGAAGAGACAUAUCACGUUCCAGCCGCUUGCUGCAGAGGAGAUGCCGAAGGACGGCGAUCUGGUCGCACUGGACGCUGAGUUCGUUACCCUCAACCAGGAAGAGGCAGAACUCCACAGUGAUGGCACCCGGUCCACCAUCAAGCCUAGCCACAUGUCUGUGGCCAGGAUUACAGUCAUCAGGGGACAAGGCCCCCAAGAAGGCACACCUUUCAUAGAUGACUACAUCUCCACUCAAGAACAGGUAGUGGAUUACCUGACCAAGUUUUCAGGCAUCAAGCCUGGUGAUUUGGACGCCAAUAUCUCCUCCAAACACCUGACUACACUCAAGUCUACUUACCUCAAGCUAAGGUAUCUGAUUGACCGAGGAGUGAAGAUGGUGGGGCAUGGCCUGAAGAAGGACUUUCGAGUCAUCAACCUUUUUGUGCCCAAGGACCAGAUCGUGGACACAGUCUUGUUGUUCCACCUGACAAACAAGAGGAUGAUGUCCCUCCGCUUCCUGGCCUGGUACUUCCUCAAACUGCGUAUCCAGAGCGACACCCACGACAGUAUCGAGGACGCGCGGACAGCCCUGCAGCUGCACAAGAAGUACAAACAGCUGAAGGACGAGCAGGAGCCCGACGAGUUCCACAAGACGCUGAGGAAGAUGUAUGAGGAGGGCAGGAAGGUCGGCUGGAAACCUCCCGACGAAUGAGGAGCUGAGAUGGAUUUUAAAUCGCCCAAUCACUGCAUUCCGUGAAGCAUUAUUCGACAGUAGUUUAGUGUACUGCACAGUAUAGUACCUAACCCUAACAUCAAUUUCAGGUACCAGUAUCCACCGGUACAGUGGUUUACGUACAGGUCUGGACCUGUACUUGUCCGUGUGCAAUUUCACAAAUUAACCUGUGGUGUUCAUUGAUAAUAAAGACAUGAUAAGAUACUCAAGAGAAUGUUCAUUAAGACGUCAGGUAUCUUAGGAAUUGCGCCAAGGCUCUCGAAAGGAUUUCAAAUCAAAUCAUUUCAUUGUUUUACAGUGCUGAAUUUCCAUAUUUUUGUGGCAUAUGACUUUUGUAGAAAUAACACACUUUGAGUAACAAGAAAGGGUAAGGAGUUAUAUUUGUUUGUGUAAGUGCAUCAAGGUACAGCACUGGUACAUACUAAACGUUUCGGUAUUUAAUGGACCUGUACCCAAGUUAUUUCAGUGGGACUGGGUAUUUGUGUACAGCACUAUUUCACAGGAAUAUUAUAGAUAGUUAUAGACAGUUUAGGAUAGUCAUAGACGUGUUGCACAAUUAACUGUAUUGUGAAGGGGAAAAAAACUGUCAUACAUUGUACAUGAGAUACAGCAUUGGGACUGUUCAUUGUAUGUGUAUUGCCAUAUUAAAAGACUUAGUACAAUGUAUGUAACGUUAGUUCAGCUUUAUCCGCGGGGUAAGCUAUAUCCAUUGUGUUGCUAAACAGGC
Molecule: messenger RNA, 5125 nt
Organism: Branchiostoma floridae (Florida lancelet)
Lineage: Eukaryota; Metazoa; Chordata; Leptocardii; Amphioxiformes; Branchiostomatidae
Product: PAN2-PAN3 deadenylation complex catalytic subunit PAN2-like
Exons: 36
Coding region: 307-4377 (1356 amino acids)
Biological process (GO): mRNA processing; nuclear-transcribed mRNA poly(A) tail shortening
Cellular component (GO): P-body; PAN complex
Molecular function (GO): nucleic acid binding; poly(A)-specific ribonuclease activity; protein binding
Source: RefSeq, a predicted model, not a curated record